AUAUGGUCUGGCCCUCCUCCAGAGGGAUACCAUCCUGGCUGGUUGGCUUCAACAACUUCAGCCACGCCAAUUCUAGAUCCGGUGCUCAGAAGUGAACCUAUGGUCGUUAACUUAACCUCUGAUGCUGGUGGAGGCAGCUAUGCAACUAGUACAGGCCUGUUGACCUCAGCGCCUGGAGUUGAUGGCCCUAGUCCGGAAUCAUUAUCUGCCACCCUUCUAUCUACGGCACCGUCAGAGCCUGGCUUACUCGGUAUCCUACCUCGAUCAACUUCUGAAACUGUUGUUGCCUCUUCCCAUUAUAAGUCAGUAGCCAAUUCUUCGUCAACCCUACACUCUGGUGAUUCUAGUAAGCAGAAAGAUUCGAAUUUGAAGCCUGUUGGCUCUGGAGAUAUACUCCUAUACCCUACACCUUUGCCAGUGGCGUUUCCCCUUAGCCAGUUUGGCCAGUCUGCUCGCGAAGUCUCUUCGGCCGUGAACGAUGAAGUCUUGCCAGCGGGUCCAGUUCCGGAGGCUUUAGAAAAUAGUACAUCUGCUAACAGGGGCAUAAGUAGUGUUGGUGGAGACAGCACUUUGCUUGUUGGACCUUCAGUCGGCCAGUCUGGUCUUCAAGUACUUGGCCUGACUGGGAACAGUGAUCUAGCAGUAUACCUUUCGCAGAUGAAUCUGGCCUCUGGAGUUCAGGGGCCUUCGACUGCUGCUUAUGGGGUAGGUGUGAAUUGUUUGUAUUAA
Molecule: messenger RNA, 729 nt
Organism: Protopolystoma xenopodis
Lineage: Eukaryota; Metazoa; Platyhelminthes; Monogenea; Polystomatidea; Polystomatidae
Source: the annotation of a GenBank genome assembly